Molecule: messenger RNA, 2872 nt
Organism: Gilbertella persicaria
Lineage: Eukaryota; Fungi; Mucoromycota; Mucoromycetes; Mucorales; Choanephoraceae
Product: PMR1-type calcium-transporting P-type ATPase
Exons: 10
Coding region: 53-2782 (909 amino acids)
Biological process (GO): calcium ion transmembrane transport; manganese ion transport; intracellular calcium ion homeostasis
Cellular component (GO): endoplasmic reticulum; plasma membrane; Golgi membrane
Molecular function (GO): ATP binding; ATP hydrolysis activity; P-type calcium transporter activity
Source: RefSeq, a predicted model, not a curated record
UUUUUUUUUUAACUGUCAUAUUUUUCGUUUAUACGAGUUGGCAUAGUUUACUAUGGCGACAUUAUCAACAGGAAAGACAACACCAUCUGCUAAAGCAGCUCGACAGUCUGUGGAACAGGUUGCUCAUGAGUUCAACACAGACAUAAAAAGAGGCUUAAACACAUCAGAUGUACUUGGUUUGCGUACUAUUUACGGAAUCAAUGAACUAGAAGCAGGCGAAGAAGAAUCCCUGUUUUCCAAAUUUAUUGAUUCCUUUAAGGAUCCUCUUAUCUUACUCUUACUCGGCUCUGCCGGUGUUUCUGUCCUUAUGGGUCAGUUUGACGACGCUAUUAGUAUUACUAUGGCUAUUAUGAUUGUAGUUACAGUUGCUUUUGUUCAAGAAUAUCGAUCCGAGAAAUCACUGGAAGCAUUAAACAAACUCGUACCACAUCAUUGUCAUUUAGUGAGAGAUGGACAAAUUGCUGAUGUGUUGGCAAAUGAUUUGGUGCCGGGUGAUAUUGUUCAUUUCGGUGUAGGCGAUCGUAUUCCUGCUGAUUGCCGUUUGGUAUCUAGUGUUGGGUUAGAAAUUGAUGAGUCAAAUUUGACAGGUGAAAACAAGCCCAGAAGAAAGAUUGCCGACGUAUUAGCCACAACUUCAUAUGCUGAGUUAGCUUUGAAUGAACGAGAAAAUAUUGCCUUCAUGGGUACACUUGUACGCAACGGACACGGUGAAGGUAUUGUUGUAGCGACUGGUAAAAGCACUGAAUUUGGUCAUGUUUUUGAGCUUAUGCAAGAGGUCGAAGUAAGAAAGACACCUCUUCAAAUAAGCAUGAACGAUCUCGGCAAACAACUCUCCAUAUUCUCAUUCGGUGUGAUUGGUGUGAUUGUAUUGAUUGGUGUGAUUCAAAAGCGUAGUUGGUUAGAUAUGUUCACGAUUGGUGUGAGUUUGGCUGUGGCUGCUAUUCCUGAAGGUCUGCCUAUUGUCGUCACAGUAACUCUUGCUCUUGGUGUGCUUCGUAUGGCAAAUCGUAAAGCUAUUGUAAAGCAAUUACCUUCUGUUGAAACAUUAGGUAGUGUCAAUGUUGUCUGUGCUGAUAAGACAGGUACCUUGACUGUCAACCAAAUGACUGUCACCAAAGUAUUUACUAUUGAAAACCAAGAGACAUUUGAUUAUGAAUACAAGGUACCUUCCAACAUGUCUGAAGCCUUGCGUCAAACACUUCGUAUUGGUAAUUUGUGUAACAAUGCAUUAGUGGGUGAAAACAACAAGAUCUAUGGUCAGCCUACUGAAAUGGCCUUACUGGAUGUUGUUAUUCGCAGUGGUAUGCAAGAUGAGCGUAUUCACUAUGAUCGUUUAAAUGAAGUUCCUUUUGAUUCUGAUACCAAAUUCAUGUCUGUCACUUGUCGUGAAAAAGAUGACCAAACAACUUCUGGCAUAGUGUAUGUCAAGGGUGCUACUGAAGUCCUCAUUGACAAGUGUACUACUUAUUAUACCUCUGAUUUCACAAAGCAUCCCUUCACACCUGAAUUAAAAGAAGCUGUUACUCAACAUGUUGCUGCUAUGAGUUCUCAUGGUCUCCGUGUGCUCAGUACAGCCUUUGGCUCUAAUGAAAACAACUUGUGCUAUACUGGUUUCUUGGCUGUACAUGAUCCUCCUCGUCCAGGUGUAGGUGAUGCCAUUAAAAAGUUGAUUCAAGGUGGUGUUAAGGUGGUCAUGAUCACAGGUGAUUCUGAAGCCACUGCCAUGUCUAUUGCUCGUCGUUUAUGUAUCCCUAUUAAUUCUAAAGGAAGCUGUAUUACUGGUCAUGAUAUUGAAACCAUGUCAGAACGCCAGUUGCAAGAAAUGAUCCAUUCCGUCUCUGUCUUUGCUCGAACCACCCCCAAGCAUAAGUUAGCUAUUGUACGUGCAUUCCAAGAAACAGGAGCUGUGGUUGCAAUGACCGGUGAUGGUGUCAAUGAUGCUCCUGCCUUGAAAAUGGCUGAUAUUGGUAUUUCCAUGGGCAAGAGUGGUACGGAUGUCUCCAAAGAAGCAGCCGAUAUGAUUUUGGUAGAUGAUGAUUUCUCUACUAUUUUGAAUGCUAUUGAAGAAGGCAAGGCUAUUUUCUACAAUAUUCAAAACUUUUUGACUUUCCAAUUGAGUACAAGUAUCUCUGCUCUCUCUUUGAUUGCUAUCUCUACUUUGUUUGGACUCAAGACGCCUUUGAAUGCUAUGCAAAUUCUUUGGAUUAACAUUAUUAUGGAUGGUCCUCCUGCUCAAUCUUUAGGUGUUGAGCCUGUUGAUCCUGAAAUCAUGAAGAAGCCACCAAGGUCACGUAAUACAAAUAUCUUGACGUCUCGCUUAAUCGCCCGUGUCUUGACUGCAGCUGUCAUUGUUACUUUGGGCACCAUGUUUGUUUAUGUCUCUGAGAUGGCUGAUGGUGUCGUAACUAACAAAGAUGCUACUAUGACGUUUACUACUUUUGUCUUCUUUGAUAUGUUUAAUGCGUUGGCUUGUCGAUCAGAAAAGCAAUCCAUUUUCUCUAUUGGCUUCUUUUCGAACAGAAUGUUUAACAUUGCUGUAGGUGGCUCCAUUGUAGCUCAGAUGUUUGUUGUCUAUGUACCCUUUUUCCAGUCUAUUUUCCAAACAGAGCCCCUUUCUUUGUCUGAAUUGUUCAAAAUUAUUCUAGUGACCAGUACUGUCUUUUGGGUAGAUGAAAUUAAGAAAAUGAUUCGUCACAAAGGCAUUGGAAUUCAAAGAAGUGCAGGAAACUACCGUAUUGUACGCCAAUCAGAAGAAGUUGAAAGUGCUAUUGACCUUGUUUAGACAGUAUAUAUAUAUAUAUAUAUAUAUCAUGAAAAGAAUGACCCUUAGAUCUUACAAUGUAUAAAAUAAACAAUGCCAAAUAAAGAAAUU